Messenger RNA from Maudiozyma barnettii, 1311 nucleotides. RefSeq lists its product as uncharacterized. The transcript has a single exon. Lineage: Eukaryota; Fungi; Ascomycota; Saccharomycetes; Saccharomycetales; Saccharomycetaceae. The record is from RefSeq and is a predicted model, not a curated record. The coding region runs from base 1 to 1311 and encodes 436 amino acids.
AUGACCCAAAAUUCAGCAAUAAAAGUUGGUUUUGUUGGGUUAAAUUGUGCGAAUACACUAGCAAUAAAGACACAUUGCCAGGCUAUAUUACAGGUUUCAUCUUUUUUCGAAAUAUCAGCUAUAUACAAUGAUAAUAUUCAAAAAUCACUUGAUAUAAUAGAUCGACUCAGCCUCCAAGAUGCUGUCGCAUAUCCAUCAUUAAAACAAUUAGUUUCCAACUCUGGCAUAGAUAUGAUUGUUUUCACAUCAAAUGGUGAACAAAUAUAUGAUAAUAUAAUGUCUACAUUGGAUAAUAUUAGGGAAGAAGAAAAUCAAAUUAAAUAUUUACUAUUCGAGUGGUCUUUAAAUUUUAGUCUUACACAAACUGAGUUUCUUGUCAAUCAAACUAUUGAAUUAGAUAUACAAACAAUAAUAACAUUACAAAGUAGAAAGUCACCUUAUAUAAUCAGAGCGAAAGAAUUAAUAGAAGAUGGUUCAAUAGGUAAAAUUAAUUCCAUAGAGGUAGCUGGUAAUGGGAAUUGGUUUGGUUAUGAAAGGUUAGAAAAGUCGCCACAAUUUCUAUAUGAAAUGGGCGCUAGGAGAGAUCUUGUAAGCUACUGUUUUGGCCACACAAUCGAUGCAUUGGAAUAUAUUACAGGUUCGUACUUCAGCACCAUAAGUUCGAUGAUCUUUAAUAAUAUCCCAGAACAAACUCUAGUAGAUGACAUGGGGAAUUCCCUUGGUAGAAACGUACAGAAAAAUGUGCCAGAUCAUUUGUUAUUCCAAGGAAAAUUAAUCAGAGGAAAUGUACCUGUGUCCUGUAGUAUUAAAGGUGGAAAACCAACCAAAAAAUUCACUAAAAAUUUAGUUAUCGAUAUCCAUGGUACGAAAGGUGAUUUAAAAAUCGAAGGGGAUGCAGGCUUUAUAGAGAUUUCAAACCUAGUGCUAUAUCAUAGUGGUAUCAAAGUAGAUGUCAAUGCUUCCGUUCAAGAUAUACCUCCUGAAGGACAAGUGAUAUAUAACACUGAUGAUGAAGUAUUGGAGUUCUUUCAUUAUAGAAAUUAUAAUGCUUUAGUAGGAAACAUGGCGAAACUGUACCAAUCUAUUGCCGACUUUAAUGAUAGAAAACUUGGUAGAUUCCAAGAUGUAUCACCUUUAGAAAUUUCACAAAAACAACAAACCGAUGAAUUACUCCUCAUCCAGGGAUUACAAAUGGAUGGAUUUCCAACCCUGUUAGACGCAUUAGCAUUAUAUAGAUUAGUCGAAAACGUUUACAAAAGUAACGCUGUAGGUUCAACUCUAAACGUGAGUAAUAUAAACCAAUACCCAUAA